Molecule: messenger RNA, 3238 nt
Organism: Polyodon spathula (Mississippi paddlefish)
Lineage: Eukaryota; Metazoa; Chordata; Actinopteri; Acipenseriformes; Polyodontidae
Product: G-protein coupled receptor 176-like
Exons: 3
Coding region: 1101-2702 (533 amino acids)
Biological process (GO): G protein-coupled receptor signaling pathway
Cellular component (GO): plasma membrane
Molecular function (GO): G protein-coupled receptor activity
Source: RefSeq, a predicted model, not a curated record
UUCAGCAAGAGGUACACGCCUACAUACCGGUUGUAAAUCAAAUGUGAUAUCGAAAGGUGUCCUUUUAGAUAAUUUAUUUAUUUAUUUACAUUGCGCACCAUAAAGUAACUGUAAUGCAAACAAUGCUACUGUGCUAUAAUACACAACAACACGUAUACACAUAUUGAGCCACGCUGCCUAGCCAUUUAUUCACAUGCGUUUAAUAUAAAACAAAAAAACAAGCCCACGGUAAAAAUAAAAUAACAUAAUAAGAAUAAAAAAAUAUAUAACUGCACUGCAUUCUAUUCCGCACAGUCCCUGGUUGUUGUAAAACACUGGAAAUCAUUUAGGUGCGCUAACUCGUGAAACAACACCUCAUGUUUAAUAUCCACAAAAAGGCAUAAAUUUAGUGAGUCUGCCCGUGUUAGCUGAGUGACAGCUAGUACUAUUACGCGACUGAACAGGCUAAUGAAUGAGUAGCAAACAUAAUGCAAAAAUGCGCUGCUGUGAUUCACAAUUUCUGUUUUAUUACACAGGGCACACUGUGAAUUGAAGAAAACAAGCAAUCUGAGGGGGGGAAUGCAGUACUGAUUCGUAAGGAACAUUAGGUUAUCUUAUGUCCUUACUCGCACAUCUGUCUGUGGACAGUGAGGCGAGCUGAGAGAUUGGAAGAGAAUAUUUGUGAGCAAAGGCGUGUAUUUAAGUGGUGCUUAUUUAAAAAUUCUAAAGUCUUACAUUCAUUUUACUGAGGACUUCGAGGGAGCGGGUGCUUGUUUUCACAUGGAAGACGACCGAGGAGAAACUGCCGAGCACUGUGCUAAUACAGACUAGUGGACCGGCAGAAUACUGAACAAGUGUGCGGUCCAACCGAGUUCAUUCUAAAUUCCUAAUGAAAGCGCACAUCGCUUUAUCGAUAAGUAUUUUCAGCAGUAAGGUAAAUAAAGGCAAUUUCCACUUUUGAACCUUGGUUUGGGGAUUAAUUAAUAAUCGUACAGUAUUUGGUUAUUACCAGCGAGACUCCUAAACAUGUAAACGGAACAGAAGCCGCCUUACUAGUUACCUGCGGUAUCGGUAAUGUGAUUCAGAGAUGUUUGUAAAGACAUAGGCAAACAACAAGAGACAUGGAAGAGGACAGUGGGAGCUGGUCUGCUAUAAUUGGGAACCAAAGCGGGAUCCUCACCCCAGCCACCAAGAUCUGGGAUUUCCACAACUCUUCCAGUCCUCUGGUUUAUUGGGAUAACAACAACAAGAGCGAGAAUCGGAUCUCCACGUUGGAAAGUCAGGGUUACAGUCAAGAGCAAACCUACCGGAACUUCACAGUCGCAGCGCAGGUGCUCAUCUUCUUUGGGUCGCUGUUGGGUAACGUCAUGGUGCUGUGGUCGACCUGCCGAACGACAGUGUUCAAAACUGUGACCAAUCGCUUCAUCAAGAACCUGGCAUGCUCUGGUAUCUGUGCCAGCCUGGUGUGCGUGCCCUUCGACAUCGUCCUGAGUGCCAGCCCGCAGUGCUGCUGGUGGGUCUACACCCCACUCUUCUGCAAAGUCAUCAAGUUCCUGCACAAGGUCUUCUGUUCAGUGGGCAUCCUCAGCUUCAGUGCAAUCGCCAUGGACAGGUACUAUUCAGUGUUAUACCCCUUGGAAAGGAAAAUAUCAGAUUCCAAGUCCAGAGACUUGGUCAUAUAUAUCUGGGUGCACGCGAUGGUAGCCAGUGUCCCUGUAUUUGCAGUCAGCAAUGUUGUGGACAUCUACGCAGCAUCCCUGUGCACCGAGACUUUGGACUAUUCAGUUGGCCACUUGGUGUACGUCCUAGCCUACAACAUCACCACUGUCAUCCUGCCUGUGGUGGUGGUUUUCAUCUUCAUGAUGCUAAUCCGCAGAGCCCUGAGCACCAGCCAGAAGAAAAAGGUCAUCAUCGCCGCAUUACGGACUCCUCAAAACACCCUCUCCAUCCCCUACGUCUCCCAAAGAGAGGCAGAACUGCACGCCAUGCUGCUGUCCAUGGUGCUGACAUUCAUCCUGUGCAGCAUUCCCUACGUGACUCUAGUGAUCUACAGGACCAUCCUUGACAUCUCCGACGUAUCCGUGUUCCUGCUGCUCACUGCCAUAUGGCUGCCUAAAAUCUCCUUGUUGGCCAAUCCCUUGCUGUUUUUGACAGUUAACAAGUCGGUUCGUAAGUGCCUGGUGGGGACCAUCGUUCAGCUCCACAGACGCUACAGCCGGAGAAACACAGUGAGCUUGGAUGGCAUCGCGGAUGCUACUCAGGAGCCCAGCGUACGCUCAGGAAGCCAGCUCCUUGAGAUGUUCAACAUCGGACAGCAGCAGAUAUUCAAGCGAAGUGAGGACGAGGAGAAUGAGACCAAGUCUGUGGGGUCUGGAGAGUUACGUCCCAAGGAGAUCCCAACCACCAGCAUGGAGAUCAGGGACACCAUGGUGCAGAAGUACUCUCCCCCACACAACAGCUCAGACUCGGCCACCCAGGUGGCCCCGGCUUCCCCUUUGGAGGUAGAAGACAUCAAUGAAAAGUAUGCCAUGCAGUUUGGUUUCGGGCCCUUCGAGCUCCCACCUCAAUGGCUGUCAGAGACAAGGAACAGUAAGAAAAGGCUGCUGCCUCCAUUAGGAAACACGCCAGAGGAGCUCAUACAAACCAAGCAGCCCAAGUGCAGAGCAGAGAGGAAGAUAAGCAGGAACAAUAAAGUCAGCAUCUUCCCCAAGGUGGACUCCUAACUUUGGAUUUUAAAUCAAACAAACAGACAAACAACAUGGACCAUGUACUUUUCCCUUUCAUGUCUCUUUCUUUCUUUAAAAUUGUGCCAAAUAUUUUUACUAUGAAGCUGUUGCUCAUGUGGCCAUUUUAACUACAAAACUGUUUAUAUUUACCUUUUACUUAUUUUUCUAAGAUGGGUUUUGAAUGCAUUUAAAUGUUGACAGAUUACAAAUGGUUGUCGUUAAAUCUGCAGUUCAUGAAUAUGCACGACCAGCCCCUUACUAGCAAAGUAAAUUAUGCCUACCAUGCAAACUCUGAAAUUGUGGUAGAUCGACAUAAUGCUGAUGAAAACAUGUAAGGCAAGUGCUCAACGCCCCCAGCUAACACAGAAAAGACUUUAUGAUGCCAAAACGGAAUGACAAAAACAUUUCCCUGCUGUUUAAUUACUUAUUACUCGUUAUUCAUUUCUUCAGAAAAAAAUAAAUAUUAUUUAAUAAAAAAGUAGCACAUUUUAUUACUCGUUAUAUUUCUUUCCUUGUCUUGUUCUGCGAAACAU